AAAGAAAAAUACUUAGGGAGUUGAAGGCUGUUAAAAAGAGUUAAAGCCAUUAUGAGUUGCCAGAAUGCUACCCUUGCGUUGAACAAAGGAUCCCAGCCCGGGCCAGAGAACCCAGAGAGAAUUUCACAAGGUGCAACUGCAGGGGAAGAUGCCUGCAUAGCCCUGCUUGAAAACCAACUCAGCCUGGGCGACUUUGUCCAAAUACAAAGAGUCUUUGAGCCCUCAGAGCCAAGUCAAACCAUUUGUAUGUCCAGAGAAGAGUUUGUGCAGAGGAUGACAGAGAUUGUUGGUUGGGGCACAAAGGAAGAAUAUGGAGAGCUCUUUGAUAAAGUGGAUGUGGCCCAAGAUGGCUGUAUUAACUGGGACAAGCUGACUUCAUUUAUGCUGUUAACACUUUAUGAGAAAGAUGAACAAGCAAAGGCAAUGGUGGUUCCCCAGUGGAAAGACCUUGAAUUCCUCCCAGUGAAACACAAGGACACCAUUCAAAAAGUAAUUUUCUUAAAAAGUUCAAGUCGUUAUCUGAUCAUCAGGAAGGAAGGUUUAGUAGGAAUCUGGGGAGAGAAUUUAAAGCUGCAAGAAAUGCUUCCCGUCACUUCAGAUGCCAACAAUCUUAAACGCCUGUGGCUGACAAGUAUGGCUUCUCUGGAAAAUGUAAACAAGAUAGCGGUGGCUUUUACAAGAAAAGAGACUUGUUUCUAUGAUCUGCUGUCCAAAGAAGAAUUUCCUUGUCAAUAUAAACUCCAAGGCCUGAAAGGAACACCAAUUUGCAUGGAUUAUUGGUACGACCCUUUUGAUGCCAAUGAGUCAAUUCUUUCUCUUGGGGACAUAACCGGAAAGGUUCAAGUAAUUGCUUUCACAACGGCCUUGAUUUCCCUUUUUGAGCAUCCUGCUGGUGCAUGUGAAGAUGAAGAAGCAACCGUGACCAUUAACUGGGGAGAGCUGUGCUCUGGACAUCACAAAUGUUGCUAUACGUUAGGGCACAAACUUCAUUGUGGAGACUGGGUCAGACAAGUUACUUACAAUGCGUCCUUAGAUGCUAUUAUUUCCAGUACAACCAACAAUACAAACACUGUGGUGCUGGCAUGGAGAGAGAAAUCAAAAAAGCAUCUUAAAAUGACAUCCUUCAACAUUGCCCAGGGCAUUCACGCUUUUGAUUACCACUCUCGGCUCAAUUUAAUUGCAACUGCUGGCUUUAACAAUAAAGUUUGCCUUUGGAACCCCUAUGUUGUCUCUAAGCCGGUUGGUGUCCUUUGGGGUCACUCAGCCAGUGUAAUAGCUGUCCAAUUCUUUGCUGCAAGAAAACAACUCUUCAUCUUCUCCAAAGAUAAAGUUUUGAGACUCUGGGAUAUUCAGCACCAGUUAUCCCUCCAGAGGAUAGCUUGUUCUUUCUCUAAAAGUCAGGACUUCAGAUGUCUCUUCCACUUUGAUGAAGCCCACGGACGACUUUUCAUCUCAUUUAAUAACCAGCUAGCAUUGCUGGCAAUGAAAAGUGAUUCCAGCAAGAGGGUGAAAAGCCACAAGAAAGCAGUCACUUGUGUGCUUUACAAUUCAGUCUUGAAGCAGGUAAUGAGUUCUGAUGUGGGGUCGACUGUUUCCUUCUGGAUGAUAGACACUGGGCAGAAAAUCAAACAGUUUACUGGUUGCCAUGGCAACGCAGAAAUCAGCACAAUGGGCCUCGAUGCAAAUGAGACACGGCUUUUGACUGGCAGCACAGAUGGGACUGUAAAGGUCUGGGACCUCAAUGGCUAUUGUCACCACACACUAAAUGUUGGGCACGAGGGAGCUGUGGAUAUUUCACACAUCCUGGUUCUUAAGAAGACAAUCCUGGUUACAGGCUGGGACAGGUAUGGUGCUUCAUGGAAAACUGUAGGAAGUAAAAACUUCAAUCAGUUUUUCAUCCAGCCUGAAGAAUGGAAGGGAGGAGCACACUGUAAUGAUAUCUUACGUACUGCAUUUUUACCUCCACAAAUUCUUGUUACAGGGAGUUAUGAUGGAGAAACUGUUCUGUGGAACAAUAGCACAGAAAAUGCUCACUAUGUCCUUCACCCUGAUUAUCAGCGGCUGCUAAAAUCAAAAUCGGAUACAGAGCCUCAAAAGCUUCCUGGUGCUGGGAAGAGCUGCCCCACCCACCCCACGGCUGACCAGGCUACUCUGGGAGCCUGUUCCUUUGAGACGGACACUGAGUGCAAUAAUGCUGUUAUGAGGCUUUGCUUCCUUGAAGCAAGAAAAAACAUUGCAGCCACAGGGGGAGCCAACCUGGUGUCAUGUGGAGGAUCUGGGUAUGUCAGGUUCUGGGAUACAUUUAAGAAGCACCUUCUGGCUGAAUUUUUGGCUCAUAACGUUGUUGGUUCCAUUAUUGUGUCUAUUGAUAAGUCAAAUUGAUACCUCGCCGCAGGAGAUCUUGAGGGGUGUUUGAAAAUCUGGAAUACAGAGGAGUACUGUCUUAAUUCCAGUAAGAACAAACUCACAGAGGCCGCAACUCUGAUAAGAUCAUUCUGACCUCAUGAAGACUGGAUAAGUUUCGUAGAGAUGUGUGAGCUGGGCGGCCGCUUACUGGUUCUCUCCGCCUCUGCAGACUGCAGCAUUUGUGUGACUGAUGUCUGUGGUGCUCCUGUCCAGAUCUUUGGUCAGGCAAAGCAUUGGCAACUUCAGAACUGUUCCCUUCUUAAAAGAAAUACUAAUUUAAUGGAAGAUAAGAUUCAAGAGAAAAGCAUAAAGGAAAUUCCUUUGAUUUCUAAGGAGGAAUCAUGGUUAGACCCAUCGAAACAUUCUCUACUUGAUAAGAAAAACAAAGAGUCAACAUACAAUGUCAGACCAUCAGAAGUUAUAAAUUGGUAUGAAUAUAAGGAAAGAAAUGUUUAUAAGAAAAAAACACAUAACCUUUACAAUGGUGAAGUUAUAAAAAAAUCAUUACGCGGUUUUAGGUCAUUAAGCAUUGGAAACUUGAAAGAACUACCUGAAGUGAAUAAACCAGCUUUUCUUCUAGACCCUGAGAAAUACUUUAGGGAAGAGCCAGAGGAGGAAUGUCCCCAAAUUCCAGAGCUUCCAUCACUUUCUGAAACAUUGAAAGCAGUAUUUGAUGAGAAAAGCCUAUUUCCCAAAGAAAUUCUGGAUCGUGAAUGAAGAACCAGGCAAUUAUGUCAAGACACAAGUCUUCACAAGUGA
Eubalaena glacialis (North Atlantic right whale) is the source of this 3165-nucleotide messenger RNA. It is a transcript of the gene WDR49, whose product is annotated as WD repeat domain 49. Gene Ontology annotation, molecular function: calcium ion binding; protein binding. Lineage: Eukaryota; Metazoa; Chordata; Mammalia; Artiodactyla; Balaenidae. The record is from RefSeq and is a predicted model, not a curated record.